Messenger RNA from Zymoseptoria tritici IPO323, 528 nucleotides. RefSeq lists its product as uncharacterized. The transcript has a single exon. The record is from RefSeq and is a predicted model, not a curated record. Lineage: Eukaryota; Fungi; Ascomycota; Dothideomycetes; Mycosphaerellales; Mycosphaerellaceae. The coding region runs from base 1 to 528 and encodes 175 amino acids.
AUGAUUCUCAGCGGCCUCGAAAUCAUCACCCGAUCACUUGUCCGCAACCUCCGCAACGCAGCCCAUCAACAACAACCCUGCGGCGUGGACCUCACUCUCCGCCAAAUCUCCAGAUGGAACUCUCCCGCCACGAUAGACUUCGACAACACACAUCGAAAAGCCGCCGAGACAAUCUCUUUGCCUUUCGAUGAAACCACCGAAAGUCAGAGCAUAAGUCUCCAACCAGGCGCCUAUCUGGUCGACUUCAAUGAGACGGUCAAAAUACCUCUGGACUGCAUGGCGACUGUGUUUCCCAGAUCUUCGCUGUGGCGAUCAGGAGUGAGUGUUACCUCGGGCGUGGUCGACGCAGGUUAUGAGGGAGGAAUGGGAGCACUUUUGGAGGUCAAAAAUCCUGCUGGUGUGAUUUUGUUCAGGGAAGCGAAGUUGGCGCAGAUUGUAUUCGAGGAGAUGAAAGGCGCGGUGGAGGGGUACAAGGGCGUGUAUCAGGGUUCGACGAGGAGUGCAGGGCAAGGAGGAGUGGGGUUAUGA